Molecule: messenger RNA, 750 nt
Organism: Aspergillus terreus NIH2624
Lineage: Eukaryota; Fungi; Ascomycota; Eurotiomycetes; Eurotiales; Aspergillaceae
Product: glycoside hydrolase family 131 protein
Exons: 4
Coding region: 1-750 (249 amino acids)
Source: RefSeq, a predicted model, not a curated record
AUGAAGUCCGUGCUGUUUUUGGCCCCCUUGGCGCAGGCUGGCACUGUCGUCUGGAACGGCUUCUUCAACGAGUCCUACACGCUGGACACGCUGGAUCAGUGGUCAUGGAGCAACCAGAUCGAGCCGUACCAGUGGUAUAUCCACGGGUCUGGCGCAACCACCGACUAUCUCGCCCUGUCGCCGGAGUAUAAGAACCCAGCCGACAAAGCGGACGCAAAGGGCAUUCGCAUCUCCAUCGACUCCACCUCCUCGUGGAACGGCCAGACCAUGAUGCGCUCCGAACUCAUCCCCCAGACGAAAGCGGACCUCGGCUCGGGCACCCUCUACUACCACUUCUCCCUGCAGACGCGGGAGGAGAACGCCCCGGACGCAUCGCUGGAGCACCAGAUUGCCUUUUUCGAGAGCCAUUUCACCGAGCUCAAAUUCGGCGGCAGCCAGUCCACCCUGAACUGGAUGGCGAAUAGCCAGUCGCACUGGUCUGCGCCGCUGCAGGCGGGCACCUGGUACAACUUUGCGUACGAGAUCGAUUUUGACGCGCAGACGGUUGGGCUGUGGGCGAGCAACGGGUCUGCGCCGCUGACUCGGGCCGUGGAGCCGGUCAGCGCGUCGACGCAGACCAACUCGCAGGACUGGCAUAUUGGCGAGCUGCGGCUGGAUAACGGGCAGAGCGGGCCGAAGGAGGAUUGGUACUGGUCGGGGAUUUAUGUUGAGAAGGGGGAGAUCACGACUGAUGUUGGGGGGCCGGCUUGA